AUGGUUGAUUCCGUGACUCUGGUAAGGCGGAAAGUUGAGAAUUCUUCGUUGGCGGUUGAGACGGAGACUCUUAAUUCCGUCGUCACUCUUGCCGCGAUUGAGUAUGGCAAGGGAAACAUGACAGUGAGUCGAUUACACAUCGAUGGCGUCAAGCGGAUGGUUGAGGCCAGAGGCGGCAUCGACCUCGUCAAGCUUGAGAGCCCGCUCACGGCUAGAAUGUUCCCAACAAAGGAUGAUUCAGGUUCAGGGGACGGCAUCAGCCCCAUCCGACAGUGGCAACUGGAAUUGGGAGGCUCAGUCUCAGAACGAGAAGUCUUGGGUGAUCUGGAUAUAGAUCCUGCCCUUCGCAACAUUCUGAUUCGCCUCCGUGCCAUAUUUCACCAAACGCACCAGCCAAGUUUGACGACCACAGAACUGCACGAUCUGACGUGUUUCGUUAUGCAUAGACUGUUGAUGCUGCCCGCAUUUUCACCACCGGACGCGAGGCGUUCAGCUACUUCGGAAUGCCUGCGACAUGCCUUGGCAUUGUACAUGUUGACUAUUCAUGGGCCAACAUACUAUUCACACGCGGAUCUGGCAAAAAACAUUACACUUCAGCUGAAGAGCUACCUUGAAACGCCGAACCUACUAAACGACAUGUAUGCGCCCUUAAGGAUAUGGAUUCUCACCGUGGCUAUCAUGGCAAAUACAGGGACACCAUAUCGUCAGUGGUUCAUGGCACAAGCUUGUGUGGCCCUGGAGGCGGUUCACGGUUUGCAUACUUGGGAAGACAUUCACGAUUGCCUUAAGGGCGUUUUGUGGGUCCACUCUCACCAAACAGAACUCUUCAAGCGAAAGUGGGAGGACAUUCUGAAGAUUAUGACUGGUUGA
Molecule: messenger RNA, 870 nt
Organism: Neoarthrinium moseri
Lineage: Eukaryota; Fungi; Ascomycota; Sordariomycetes; Amphisphaeriales; Apiosporaceae
Exons: 3
Coding region: 1-870 (289 amino acids)
Source: RefSeq, a predicted model, not a curated record